Argentina anserina (silverweed cinquefoil) is the source of this 1775-nucleotide messenger RNA. RefSeq names its product laccase-14-like. Gene Ontology annotation, molecular function: hydroquinone:oxygen oxidoreductase activity; copper ion binding. The record is from RefSeq and is a predicted model, not a curated record. Gene Ontology annotation, cellular component: apoplast. Lineage: Eukaryota; Viridiplantae; Streptophyta; Magnoliopsida; Rosales; Rosaceae. The transcript is spliced from 7 exons. Gene Ontology annotation, biological process: lignin catabolic process. The coding region runs from base 6 to 1775 and encodes 589 amino acids.
ACAACAUGAAAUCCCAGAAGAAUUGUUCGAUAUUAGUGACUGAGAUUCUGUGGUUUCUCUAUCUUAUCGUGCAGUUCAUCUCCUCUGUUGACAGCGAAGUACAUUUCUAUGAUUUCGUUGUAAGGGAGAAAAACUUCACCAAACUGUGUAUAACAAAGAGCAUCUUAGUAGUAAAUGAUAGUUUUCCAGGUCCAGAGAUACGGGCUCACAAAGGGGAUACUAUUUACGUUAACGUUCACAACGAAGGGGAUUAUGGUUUCACUAUUCACUGGCAUGGGAUUAAACAACCAAGAAAUCCGUGGUCGGAUGGUCCUGAGUACAUCACGCAGUGCCCAAUUUCUCCUGGAACAAAUUUCACCUAUGAAAUCUAUUUAUCCUCUGAAGAAGGAACUUUAUGGUGGCAUGCUCAUAGUGAUUGGACAAGAGCCACUGUUCAUGGUGCCAUUGUCAUCUUACCAAGUGUUGGAACCACAUUUCCAUUUCCUCAACCGGAUGAAGAUGAAACCCUUAUAAUUGCAUCCUGGUACGAGGGAGAUAUCAAAGAAUUGGUUGAUGAAGGUAUGGAUGAUGGUAGUGACUUGCCUCAUUCAGAUGCUUAUACUAUAAAUGGCGAACCAGGAGAUUUCUGUCCAUGCUCUAAUGGAACAACAUAUCGUCGAAUGGUUGAUUACGGCAAGACCUAUCUUCUUCGCAUAAUCAAUGCAAACAUGAACGCCGAACACUUCUUUGCAGUUGCUGAACACAAUCUCACUGUUGUUGGCCUAGACGGAGCCUAUAUAAAACCCAUAGACACAGCCUACAUAGUAAUGAGUCCUGGACAAGUAAUGGAUGUCCUUCUCAAAGCAAAUCAAUCUCCUGGCCAAUACUAUCUGGCUGCUAGACAAUACUCAAGUGAGGAUGCAGAAGUAACUGGCUUUGAUCAUGUCAAUGUUACUGCAAUCCUUGAAUACAGAGGCAACUACUCAUAUCAGACACCUCCUUCCUUUCCAAAUACUCUCCCCAUGUACUUGGACUCUACUGCAGCAAUAAAAUUCACCCGCCAGAUUAAAAGCUUGGCAAAUCCCAAAUACCCUAUAGAUGUCCCAUUAAACGUUACUACUAGCAUGUUCAUAACAGCUUCGAUGAAUGAUCUUACUUGUACAUAUCCACGGUGUGAAACAAGCGAACAAAUCUCUUCAAGCUUGAAUAAUGUUAGCUGGAUAAACCCAAGAACUGAUGUCCUUCAAGCCUACUACAGAAACAUAAGUGGGGUUUACACAUCAGAUUUUCCAGACCAGCCACCUACGUAUUAUAACUUCACAGAGGAAACUUUCGUGGAUGAUAUUGUGUUCACCGUGCAAGGGACAAAGGUGAAGGUGUUGAAUUAUAACGAAUCAGUUCAAAUUGUGUUCCAAGGGACUAAUGUGAUGAAGGGCUCCGUUAAUCAUCCAAUGCAUAUGCAUGGAAAUAGCUUUUUUGUGGUUGGAUUUGGUUAUGGAAACUAUGACGAUGAGGCUGAUCCGAAGGGGUUUAAUUUUGUUGAUCCUCCUCAAGUAAAUACAUUUGGAGUUCCAAAAAAUGGUUGGUUAGCAAUCAGAUUUACAGCAAGUAAUCCUGGAGUAUGGUUUUGGCAUUGUCAUUUUGAUAGACACUUGAGUUGGGGUAUGGACACUGCUUUCAUAGUCAAGAACGGGGGCACUACUGAGACAAGCAUUCGCCCACCCCCAGCGUACAUGCCUCCGUGUGAACCUCACUUGGAUUCUCGUAUAAAAAACAGUAAUGAGAUCAUUCUGUAG